Mercenaria mercenaria is the source of this 2112-nucleotide messenger RNA. RefSeq lists its product as uncharacterized. The coding region runs from base 195 to 1877 and encodes 560 amino acids. The record is from RefSeq and is a predicted model, not a curated record. The transcript has 2 exons. Lineage: Eukaryota; Metazoa; Mollusca; Bivalvia; Venerida; Veneridae.
UCUUACCGUAGCGAACACACAGUACAGAGAGUUACUUCAUGCAUGGAUAUAGGCAAUACAUCCUUGUGUUACCUGAGCUUUUAUUUAAAAUUAAUGUUUAAAUUGCUUCAUUGAACGUAUGUAUAUCCGUCUCAUAAAUAUAUAAGUGAUCUACUUAUCAACACUAAAACUGUCAGUGAAAUUUAUGAAACACAAUGGAUGGACUAUACAAGGAAAGUCAUGUUAGAAUUGAUACUUCUCAUGGAGUAAGUAAAAGAACUAACCUCAUAGAUUGUCUUCAGGAGUAUGCAACAACAAAACCAGACACUGAAGCGUUUGUGUUUGCAUCUACAACAGCAUCUCGCGAGAGUGUGACCUGGUUACACCUUUACCAAAGAGCAUGCGCGACCGGAAGAUCAUUAAUACAGUUAGGAAUCAAAAGGAAUGAAACGAUUGCCAUUAAUCUUCGCACAUGUCCUGAAUGGCUUUAUGCAGCAUUCGGCGCUAUGAUAGCAGGGGCAGUUCCUGUAGGCAUAUCGUUCACAUACAAGGAUGGUGCCAGUGACUUGAUAGCUACGAUGGAAAAAUUGCAGAACUGUUCUAUUCUUAUCAUGGAUCCUGGGCUAGAUAAUGUAAACUGGAAUAUUAUUGCUGAUCAUCUUGACCAUUAUGACAAGGAAGGUUCUGUACGCAGCAAGAAAAUGCCUUAUUUGCGAUAUAUGUUGGGUCAUGCCUUUGCAAACUGCCAGGCAUCUGUUAAACAGUUUCAAGACUUAUUUGAAAGUGCGAAUCCAGACAUAGUUGUUCCAAAAAUAGACGCGGAAGAUGCAGCAAUGAUGUUGCAAACGCCCGGAAGUACAGGUAUUCCGAAGUUCGUUGUUCAUACUCACAAAUCUCUGGUAGCCAUGGGAACUUCUAACUCGCAGUACAUUGAUAACUGUUAUUCACUUUUUAACGACAGACCCUUCACAUGGGUAGGUGGUUUUCUGCUGUCCGUGUUGACUGGGCAGACGAGAGUGACUGUAUCCGGGUUCUGUGCAUCACCAAAAAACGUGGUUUCCUUCAUGGUAGACGUGAUACAGAAUGAAAGGUGUUCACUUGUUCUUGCAUUACCUCCCCUGAUGGCCGAGCUAAUGAAGCGACAGAACGAUCUUCCUGCUGACUGGCCGGUUGAAGUUAUCAUGUCAGGAGGACAACCAUUGACAAAAAGUCUUGUCAAAUGCAUUGGUAAGGUCUGCAAGUCAUUUGGCAGUCUUUACGCUGGAACGGAAGUUCUCGGCUUAACACAACUGUUGGUCAGAGAUCCAGAAAACUUCAGUGAGUAUGGAUGCGGCAAGGCACUCCACAUGAAAGGUUUUGAAAUGAAGAUCGUCAACGAAGAUGGGAAAACAGUACCGGUAAAUACAAGAGGUGAAAUAUUCGUGAAAUCACCGGCAAUGUUCAAAGAGUAUUACAACGAUUCUGCGAAAACACGCCAAGCUAAAUCUGACGACGGUUGGUUUAAAACUGACGACAUCGGGCGCAUGACAAAAAAUGGAGAGUUCUUCGUAGAAAGUCGAAAAUCGAACACGAUCAUUUCCGGUGGAAUGAACUUGGCUCCCGAAAUCCUUGAGCAAGUCAUGAAAUCAUUUCCUGGUGUUGAUGCAGUGGUAUACGUUCCUGUUCCAGAUGAAGUUCUGUAUCAGGCAGUUUGCGCAUGCGUAAUAAAGAAACCCGGAUGUGACAUCACAGAGGAGAAACUGCGGAGCUGCUGCGAAGAGUUUCAUGCUGAUAAACCAGGGUUGUUUACAGUGCUACCAAAGUAUUACAUUUUUCUCGACAGAUUUCCUCUUUUGAGUUCAGGGAAAGUAAAUAGAGUAGAACUAAAAAGAAAUGCAAAUGAACUAUUGUGUUUAUAAUUAGACAAGAUAUGUGCAUAUAAAUGCUAUAAAACUUAAAAUGUUAGUGCGCUAUUUACGGACGACUUAUAUUAGUAUUUAGAUAGACUGACUAGUGAGAAUUGUCGAAAGUUGCGUCGUCUUUGAUUUGUGCAGCAAUUUGUAUUACAAGUACAUUUAACACUGAGUCUGUGUUUUAACAAUAAAAUAGACUAUUUUUCGCUUAAUUUUCGUUUGUAGACAUAUAUGAUUUCAA